Belonocnema kinseyi is the source of this 1276-nucleotide messenger RNA. Its product is annotated as probable malate dehydrogenase, mitochondrial. Gene Ontology annotation, molecular function: L-malate dehydrogenase (NAD+) activity. Gene Ontology annotation, biological process: tricarboxylic acid cycle. The transcript has 6 exons. The coding region runs from base 62 to 1252 and encodes 396 amino acids. Lineage: Eukaryota; Metazoa; Arthropoda; Insecta; Hymenoptera; Cynipidae. The record is from RefSeq and is a predicted model, not a curated record. Gene Ontology annotation, cellular component: cytoplasm; mitochondrion.
UAAGCAACCUAAAAAUUGACAAGAAAUUUGACAAAUUGUUCAAUCCACUCACAAGGAGAUAAUGCUACUCAAAAAUAGAUUCUGGAGAUGGGGAUAUCGACUCUUCCAUAAAUUUGAUAAAAUUCGAUGUAAUUCUCGUCAAGAUCGUUUUUUCCAAAUAUCUACGAUUGUCAAUAGCAGAUCCUUGAAAGUGGCAAUAUUAGGCGCUGCAGGCAACACAGGAAGAUGUUUGUCUUUAUUUCUAAAGCAAUCAUCAAUAGUUGAUGAACUAGCGCUUUAUGAUAUUAAAUCGACUCGAGGAUUGGCUAUGGAAUUGAGUCACAUUGAUACGAGAUGCAAAGUCAAUGUCUGUAACUCUGAAGAGCCUUCUUUGCUUGAAGUUUUAGACGAUGCAAAAAUUGUGAUGAUCACAGCUGGGAAAUCAUUUUCCGCAGGAUGUCUGAGCGAUGAAAUUAUCAAAGAAAAUGCUGAUAUACUAUCAGAUUUAAUACCGGAUGUUGUCAAGAAGUGUCCAAAUGCUAUGGUAGCAGUUUCAACUAGCCCAAUAGAUAUUAUGAUACCAUUGGCAUCGGAGAAGUUUAAGAUGUAUGGUAUUCCCAAUUUCAGUCGCCUUUUUGGAGUCACAACUCUUAAUUGCAUUAGAGCAAAUACGUUUACAGCUCAAGUACUAAGGGUAGAUCCUGAAUGUGUUGUUGUCCCUGUAAUUGGUGGCAAUAGUCCUCAAACCUGUGUUCCACUAUUUUCACAAGCUAAGCCAUGCAACAACUUUACUCACGAAGAAGUGAGCAGGUUAACGCAAGCCGUAAAAAUCGCAGAAAUAAAUUCCCAUACUAAAUACUCUGAAGAGGAUCAACCAUUACGUUUAUCAAUGGGAUAUGCAGCUGCUCGAUUUUGCGUAUCAUUGUGUAAAGCUUUAAAAGAUCAGUCGCAGGUGACUGAAUAUGCUUAUGUUCGUUCUUGUGCCUUACCCGAUGUGACGUAUUUCACCAUGCCUUUGAAUUUGGGUCCAGACGGAAUUCAGAAGCAUUUAGGUGUACCACCUCUUUCGGAUUCAGAAUGCAAAUUACUGGAAAUCGCAGUUCCUGAAUUAAGACUGUCAAUAAAGAAAGGAGAGAUAUUAGCUCUUGGAAGUGAAUCGAGUUCAUCUGAUAUUUGCGCCCGAGAACCUGAACCUUGUGCUGAAUCAGAUUAUUCUUCAAAAGUACGUGAAUGCAAUUCUCCCACAUUAGUACCUAAAUCUCAUAAUCACUAAGAAAAUAAAAUUGUGAAUCAAAAA